Schistosoma curassoni is the source of this 1605-nucleotide messenger RNA. Lineage: Eukaryota; Metazoa; Platyhelminthes; Trematoda; Strigeidida; Schistosomatidae. The record is from the annotation of a GenBank genome assembly.
AUGUACAAUAAAACGGUAUGCUCUGAUAAUCAAGGAUACAGCUCUAAUAUACAUUCCAGUGAUAUAAACAAUGGACUAUCUUUAGAAGAAAGUCAGAGAAGCCCUUCCCAGUUUGAAACAAACUACCCCACUGAUUUGUCCACAAAUGUUUGCACUGACGCCGAAUGUGAAUAUUUUAAAGUCGGUGUAUUACGUAACCUAUCUGACGAAAUACUUCUAAAUCAACUACAAGCUAAACCUAUUCUUAGUAUAUCUCAGCAACCAAGUUUCUUAAUGAAGUCAUUUGAAAAUACGGUUAUACUAACACCUGAUGUAAGGCCUACUGACAGACGUUGUGUCUCCGAAAAUUUACUACAAACAAUGGGUCCAUUAUGGAAUGAAUAUGCAAAAGAAGUUGAUGAAGAAACUGACAUUCAAUUGGAUAGAAAUUUGCCUAUUCUUGAUGAAAAUGAUGAAAUCUUUACUAAUCUUAUCAAUACAAUCGCAAAAGAUUUCAAUGAGAUGAAAUUUACCAGUGAUAAUGAAAAUUUUAAAUUCUUUGAAAUACCAGUUCCUGAUGAGAUAGACAUGAAACCAACUUAUGAAACAGCUUGUCAACUAUUCAAUAAUAAUUCUAAAUCUGUACUUACGAACCUCAGUCAAUCAUUUUUAAUGGAUAAAUCAAAAUGGACUUUACCAAUUUUGAAGUUGCACACUGAUGAAGAUGAAACUAUGUUUCGAAGAACAAAAACACUGCCAAGUAGUAAACUGGAUGAAUUAUUUAUUCAUGAAGUAAAUAAAUACAAAAAACGAAGUGAAAAAGUUGAAAAUAUAUCAGUUGACAAUUUUAAUGAAAAAUAUGAGAAAACUUUAGCAGAAUUAAAAAAUGAAGAACAAAAAUUCAAUAAAUUAAAACAAAAGUUAAUAAUAUGUCAGUACAAGUCCAAUGAAGUGCCGUUGUGGAAUACAAGCAAUGAUAUGAUAGUUAAUAAUGACAGUAGUGACUAUGAGUUGUUAAACAAUUGUGAAGAAAAAAUCAAUUUACUCAAACUUAAUUUGAUGAAUUUAAUUAAUACUUCACCAGUUUGUAGUAUUUACAAGACUGGCAAAGAAAUGUGUGAUCAUAAGUUAAACAGUAUAAGAAAUACAAUUCAACAAAGAUUUCUUGUUGUAUGGAAUAAAUUAAAACUUACUGAAAAUGAAAAACAAUCUUGUUUAUUGAAAUUUUGUUGGCAACAUAUGAGUGAUACUAUUUAUAUGGCAAAUAUGAAUAAAGCAUUAAACUUAUUGGAAUAUGCAGCGAAAUAUAUUGAACGUCGUGAAAUGUUAUUACAUAAAUUAGCAAAAAUUGAAAUUGAACAUUUAAUUCAAUCAAAAAAUUAUAGUUUAAAUGAUAAUCAUUUGGAAUUGAAAUGUUCAGAUGAACGUUAUAAAGUUGAUAAGAAAUUUAACAAGUUGGAGAAAUUGAUUGUGUCUACUGCUAAACAACUGGAGAAGAAGUUUAAUUAUACUCUGACAUUCAACGGUCAAAUUUAUCUUAAAAAGAUGGUCCAUGAUCGAAGUGAUCUGAUUUAUUUACUGAGAGAAAAGUACAAAAGUAAACCAGGACAUGAUAGCGCAAUAUAG